AUGUUCCGAGAAUAUCUUAAAGAGAUUGGUGUUCAUCACCAGUCGACUGCACCGUAUACGACCCAAGAGAACCCCACAGAGCGUGUAAAUCGCACAGUUAAGACAAUGAUCGCACAAUACACCGGAUCAAAUCAAAAGACAUGGGACGAGGUACUUCCAGAAAUACAAUUGGCCAUAAACACGGCAAAAUCCGACACAACGCAGUAUAGCGCCGCCUUUUUAGUUCAAGGAAGAGAACCGAGACUCCCCACCGCGCUGUAUGAUGAAGUCACACCAGGAACAGGUACUGCAGAUCGCAACCCACAAGAAAGAGCAGAUAUGCUAAAACACAUUUUUAGCCUAGUCAGGAAAAAUUUAGUUAAAGCAGCCAAAGACCAAGCACGUUACUAUAAUCUGCGACGCAGAAAGUGGAACCCUAAGGUUUGA
Messenger RNA from Calliphora vicina (urban bluebottle blowfly), 426 nucleotides. RefSeq lists its product as uncharacterized. Gene Ontology annotation, biological process: DNA integration. The coding region runs from base 1 to 426 and encodes 141 amino acids. Lineage: Eukaryota; Metazoa; Arthropoda; Insecta; Diptera; Calliphoridae. The record is from RefSeq and is a predicted model, not a curated record. The transcript has a single exon. Gene Ontology annotation, molecular function: nucleic acid binding.